Ricinus communis (castor bean) is the source of this 1851-nucleotide messenger RNA. RefSeq names its product aspartate aminotransferase, cytoplasmic. NCBI's taxonomy places the organism in Eukaryota, Viridiplantae, Streptophyta, Magnoliopsida, Malpighiales, Euphorbiaceae. Gene Ontology annotation, biological process: biosynthetic process; amino acid metabolic process. Gene Ontology annotation, cellular component: mitochondrion. Gene Ontology annotation, molecular function: pyridoxal phosphate binding; L-aspartate:2-oxoglutarate transaminase activity. The transcript has 12 exons. Bases 306 to 1628 code for a protein of 440 amino acids. The record is from RefSeq and is a predicted model, not a curated record.
UGCCACCGCGUGUCUUUUCUUCACUUUUCACUUACAUUUACAUAAUACAUAUAUGUACAAGGGAGCUAAUCCAUCAAAAGCAAAAUCAAACACUUCCUUUUCUUAACUGCAAAAUCAAACAAUUCUUUUCCGUGUCAGGAGAUAACAGCCACCAUCAUCGCUCGCACCGUCACCGUCAGCGUUGAUUGAGAGACCAGAAAACAAGUAACUUUAGGUAACUAUAGUAUACCCCUCUCUUCUUCGUCUUUCUAUACCAGCAAGCAACUGCAUACAUAGAGCGUAAACCAAAUAAUAUUUUAUACAAAAUGACCGAUCGGAGGAUAAGCGUCCUGGCAAAACAUUUUGGAGUUGAAAUGGACUCUCAAAAUCAGAGUGCAGCGAUUUAUGCUUUGCCUACUUCCGGAAUUCAAGAAAAUUCUGUUUUCUCUCACGUUGUUCGUGCUCCCGAAGAUCCUAUUCUCGGCGUAACGGUGGCUUAUAACAAAGAUCCUAGCCCUGUUAAGCUUAAUUUGGGAGUUGGCGCUUAUAGAACUGAUGAAGGAAAGCCUCUUGUUCUGCAUGUAGUGAGGAAGGCUGAGCAGCAGCUAGUUAAUGAUAGGUCACGUGUGAAGGAAUAUCUUCCUAUUACAGGACUUUCUGAUUUCAACAAAUUAAGUGCUAAGCUCAUUUUUGGUGCUGAUAGCCCUGCCAUUCAAGAUCACAGAGUUACCACAGUUCAAUGCUUGUCCGGCACUGGCUCUUUGAGGGUUGGAGCUGAAUUCUUGGCCAGACAUUAUCACCAACGCACCAUAUACAUUCCCCAGCCAACUUGGGGAAACCACCCUAAAGUUUUCACUUUGGCUGGGUUAUCUGUAAAAACUUAUAGAUAUUAUGAUCCAGCAACACGCGGGCUCAACUUCCAAGGCUUGUUAGAAGAUCUUAAUUCUGCCCCGUCUGGAGCUAUCGUACUUCUUCAUGCAUGUGCUCAUAACCCCACAGGUGUUGAUCCAACUCUUCAACAGUGGGCUCAAAUCAGGCAGUUGUUGAGAUCAAAAGGGUUGAUGCCGUUCUUUGAUAGUGCUUACCAGGGUUUUGCAAGUGGAAGUCUGGAUGCUGAUGCGCAGCCUGUUCGCAUGUUUGUAGCUGAUGGUGGUGAGCUUCUUGUAGUUCAAAGUUAUGCAAAGAACAUGGGGCUCUAUGGAGAACGUGUCGGUGCCUUGAGCAUUGUUUGCAGGACUGCUGAUGUUGCAAGCAGAGUGGAAAGCCAGCUGAAACUUGUGAUCAGGCCCAUGUAUUCAAAUCCACCCAUUCAUGGCGCAUCAAUAGUGGCUUUUAUCCUAAAAGAUAGGAAUUUGUACAGUGAGUGGACCAUUGAGCUGAAGGCAAUGGCAGACCGUAUAAUUAGCAUGCGCCAGCAACUCUUUGAUGCAUUGCGUGCUAGAGGAACACCUGGCGACUGGAGUCACAUUAUUAAACAGAUUGGAAUGUUCACUUUCACUGGACUGAACUCUGAGCAAGUUGCCUUCAUGACUAAAGAGUACCACAUUUACAUGACAUCUGACGGGAGGAUUAGCAUGGCUGGUCUGAGCUCUAAGACGGUUCCCCAUCUUGCAGACGCAAUACAUGCAGCUGUUACUCGAGCUGUGUAGAUGCAAGCAUCGAACACUUAAUUCUUUUUCUGGCACAUCACACAGGGUCGUAAAUCCUCCCUUUUGUUUUUUCUGUUAGGGCAUAAUAAUUGUAGCCCCUAUAUGCAGAGGGCCAAAGUGAAAAGCUUCUUCCAAAUAAGUUUUCCUUGGUUAACAUUUUGUAUACCAUAAACUUUUGGCUAGGUUCCUUUUACAUGAAAUGUAUGUUUAAUUUUAAUAUUCA